AUGGGUCUUUCCAUCGAACCUCCCUUGUCAUACGGGCCUCGUCUAGCCGACGAAGAACGACUAGCUGUAUUCGACCGCGCCCACGAAAUUGGGGAAACCUUUUGGGACAGUAGUGAUUUCUAUGGUGACUCCGAGGACCUUCUCGGCAAGUGGUUUGCCACGUCCGGCAAGCGUUCUGACAUAUUCCUCGCGACCAAGUUUGGAGCCAUUCCCAACGGACCAGCCGAGUGGACUUUUCGUGGAGAUGCUGCGUAUGUCCAAGAAGCCUGCCAGAAAAGCCUGAAGCGGCUCGGCACCGACUACAUUGACCUCUACUAUCCACAUCGUCUAGAUGGUUCCACACCGGUGGAGCACAUUGUCGCGGAGAUGGUCAAGCUCAAAGAACAAGGCAAGAUCCGUCAUUUGGGUCUCUCUGAAGUCUCCGCAGAUACUCUCCGCCGAGCACACAAGAUCCACCCGAUCGCGGCGGUUCAGAUAGAAUACAGCCCCUUCACAACCGACAUAGAAGACCCAAAUAUCGGGCUUCUAGCCGCGUGUCGCGAGUUGGGCGUCGCCGUGGUGGCCUAUUCGCCGCUUUCCCGUGGUUUACUGACUGGUCAAAUCAAGAGCCGUGCGGACUUUGACAAGAACGACCUUCGCCUCAGCUUCCCGCGCUUCUCAGAAGAGAAUUUCCCCAGGAACCUUGAAAUCGUUUCUGCCUUGCAGGAUAUUGCAAAGACAAAAUCGUGCACCACAGGGCAGCUGGCCCUGGCCUGGCUACUGCAUCAGGGGGAUGGUAUUUUUCCUAUCCCGGGAACAACUAAGAUCAAGUAUCUGGAGGAGAACUUCGCCGCAGCAAACAUUGAGCUUAGUUCUGAAGAGGUGAGCCGCAUCCGCUUGCUGGUCGACAACGCUGCGUCAGGGGCAAAAUGGCCCGAGGGUCUGGCUGUGGCUCCCUUUGCAGACACGCCGUUACCAUAA
Molecule: messenger RNA, 960 nt
Organism: Neoarthrinium moseri
Lineage: Eukaryota; Fungi; Ascomycota; Sordariomycetes; Amphisphaeriales; Apiosporaceae
Exons: 4
Coding region: 1-960 (319 amino acids)
Cellular component (GO): cytoplasm
Source: RefSeq, a predicted model, not a curated record